AUGUCUCGACUCUCAGCGUCUCAUACAACGCAACAUACAUCAAGAAUAUCGAAUAAUCCUAAUAAUGAACGUUCCUUUGUAAAAGAAAAUUAUUCUCCAGUACGUCAAGCCAUUCGCAAAUACGAUAAGUUUGAAAAAUUCAAUGAUAUCUCUUCAGUACUUCCACCUCCUCGUCCACCACCACUACGUCCUCCUAUAUCAAUUCAAACAAGAAAUAAUAAUAUUAAUCAUGAUAAUGAAACUCCUCCAUCAUCAAUGAGUUCAUCACUUCGAUCAACAAAUAGUGACGUUGAAAUAAAUCAAAAUUCGAUAGAAAAAUUAAGAUCACAAUUACAUGAAAUAUCAACUAAGAAUUCAACACCUAAAAUAAUUUCACCUACAAAAUCAACACCAAGAAUUGAUAUUCAAAUAAAAAAACAAUCAAAACCAACUAAUCGUCGUAGAAGAACACCACCACCAAUUCCAUCCAAUACUCCAGAUUAUUCAGCAGCUAAACAAAAUACAAACGAUGGUCUAUUUUAUGUAAAAAAUUAUACUCAAUUCGAUAAAUAUCAUAAUGAAAAUCAAGAAAAUGAUUCAUAUGAAUUACCAUAUGAAAAUGAUAGUGAAGGCUCAGAAGAAUGUAAAGAUUUCUCUAAUCCAGUUUUUAUUUCUAAAGUACCUCAAACCUCAUCAAAUCUAUUGCAAAAUGUUGAUCAUGAAAGUGUUGGAUUAGAAAUUUCUGACGCAAUUAUAACAAAUCGACGAAAUCCUAAUACUUCUAUUGAGCGUGAUGAUGAUCGUCGUACUAAUGUUCGAAGUGCACCAUCCACUAUUACAAAAUUUGAACAACAUAGAGUUACAUUGCCUUCUUCUUCUCAUCGUUCGCCUCCUCCACUACCACCACCACCAAAACUUCCAUCAACUUCUGCUCUACCAUCUUUUCGUGAACAACAACAACGUAUUGCCGGUCUAGAAACACAAGAAUAUACACCUAGAACAUUCUUACCACUUUCAAAUUUUAUGAUGGAAAUUGGUGCAUUACUUGUUGUUUUUAUUAUUUGUAUGGUACUUGUUUUAGCUAUACGAGAAGAUGAAUCAAACCUUCGAACAACUCUACAACUUGUUUAUACUUAUAUCUAUGCUGUUUCUAUUGUAUGGAUGGUAUGGUGUACCUUUGAUAUAAUUAAAUUCCGUCGACAAUGGAGGGAAUUAACAGCACCUGCUCAUAAUAACGAAGAAUAUAUGGAUAUAAGUGAGCGUCAUACACAUAAAAUAUUCUAUUUUCCUGAUGUUCAUAAUACCGGCGGAUUAUUUAUGAGAAUUGGUGCUGGAUUAUUUUGUAUGGGAAGUCUAAUUGUGACUGUUAUUGAAUUAGCAAAAACAAUUGCAACAGGAACUGAUAUAAUAGCUCGUGCCUCACCGUCUGUCACAUAUCCUAUGUCAGUUGUAGUAACAAAAUCAAUGACUUAUAUACUUCGAUUUUUAUUUCAUUGUGUACAAUUUACAUUUUUAUUUCGUUAUGGAAAUAUUGUAAUUAAUCGUUACCGUUUUAUUGCUCGAAUUGGUCUUAUUCAUUUAAUUAUUGCCAAUUUUUGUACAUGGUUUGAAGCUAUUGUAUUUGAAACAUUGGAACAAUUGCACAAAAGUCCAACAAUUCAAACAACAAUAAAUUAUGCGACUAAUGUUACAUAUUUGACAACAAUCACAACUCCUGGUAUAUACAAGCAUUGGCGGGCCGGACCAUAA
Molecule: messenger RNA, 1728 nt
Organism: Rotaria sp. Silwood2
Lineage: Eukaryota; Metazoa; Rotifera; Eurotatoria; Philodinida; Philodinidae
Source: the annotation of a GenBank genome assembly